Molecule: messenger RNA, 1356 nt
Organism: Vitis riparia (riverbank grape)
Lineage: Eukaryota; Viridiplantae; Streptophyta; Magnoliopsida; Vitales; Vitaceae
Product: GDSL esterase/lipase APG-like
Cellular component (GO): apoplast
Molecular function (GO): hydrolase activity, acting on ester bonds
Source: RefSeq, a predicted model, not a curated record
UCGUUUUCAGCGUUUCUUAUAAGAACUAGAGUCCUGGCUCAGCCCCAAGCACUGUAAUCUGAGAAUGGGCAUCCAUUGUUGCUGGGCAUUGUUUUUGGCCUUGGCAUUGGCAUUGACCUUUGCCACCAUCGGUGUAGCUCAGGACGCAACUCUUGUUCCAGCCAUCAUAACUUUUGGAGACUCUGCUGUAGAUGUUGGGAAUAAUGACUAUCUCCCCACCAUUUUCAAGGCCAAUUACCCUCCUUAUGGAAGGGACUUCAUCAACCAUCAGCCUACAGGGAGGUUCUGCAAUGGAAAACUAGCCACAGACAUUACUGCUGACACUCUUGGCUUCAAGACUUACCCCCCAGCAUACCUUAGCCCCAAGGCAUCAGGGAAGAACCUUCUGAUUGGAGCCAACUUUGCCUCUGCUGGCUCUGGUUAUGAUGACAAAACAGCCAUCUUAAGUCAUGCAAUUCCAUUGUCUCAACAAUUAGAGUACUACAAGGAAUACCAAGCUAAGCUAGCAAAGGUAGCAGGUAGUCAAAAAGCGGCCACCAUUAUCAAGGAUGCACUAUAUGUAGUGGGAGCUGGUAGCAGCGAUUUUAUUCAGAAUUACUAUGUCAAUCCUUUCCUUAACAAAGUAUACACUCCUGAUCAGUAUGCCUCAAUCCUCGUUGGCAUAUUUUCGAGCUUCAUCAAGGACUUGUAUGGCUUGGGGGCAAGGAGAAUUGGGCUGACUUCACUCCCACCAUUAGGCUGCCUGCCAGCAACAAAAACUUUAUUCGGGUUCCAUCAGAGCGGUUGUGUAUCCAGGCUCAACACUGACGCCCAAGGCUUCAACAAGAAAAUCAAUUCAGCAGUCUCAAGUCUGCAGAAGCAACUUUCAGGCCUCAAAAUUGCUGUGUUUGACAUUUAUAAGCCCCUCUAUGAUAUCAUCAAGUCUCCUUCAGACUACGGUUUUGCAGAAGCCAGUAGAGGUUGCUGUGGAACAGGGACAAUAGAGACAACAUCCUUGCUCUGCAACCCAAAAUCCAUAGGGACUUCCAAUGCCACUCAGUAUGUGUUUUGGGACAGUGUCCAUCCAUCUCAGGCUGCUAAUCAGGUUCUUGCUGAUGCACUGAUUCUCCAAGGGAUUGGACUCAUUGGAUGAGAAUUUAUACACAUACAUAAAUAUAGUGUGUGGCUUUUCAUCUCUCUACAAUGCAUUCAACUGUACUUCUUCCCUACAUUAUGCUUAUUGGAUAAUAUUUGUAUGAUCUCAACAAAUAUAAUUUUGUCCCUCUUAAUAAUUGGAGUGGCUCCAUGUAAGGUUGUUGUUGAAAACUAGUCCCAAAGGAAGAUUGGAAAUGCAGUGAAAUGUUAAAUAUUCCAUCA